This is a messenger RNA of Mangifera indica (mango), 1037 nucleotides long. RefSeq names its product transmembrane protein 205-like. The coding region runs from base 123 to 764 and encodes 213 amino acids. The transcript is spliced from 3 exons. The record is from RefSeq and is a predicted model, not a curated record. NCBI's taxonomy places the organism in Eukaryota, Viridiplantae, Streptophyta, Magnoliopsida, Sapindales, Anacardiaceae.
UUGAAUCACAGCCUUAAAACUUGGUAGGUGAUCCCUUAUCGAGUAUAAAACCUACCAGUUUAUUUGGCAACUGCAAGCAUUGUUCUUCUUCUUCAGGCAGCCGCAGGCACAGAGAGAGAUAGAUGGCUUGGCUAACUCGAUUCAUUGUAGCUGUGGUUUUCUUAUCCAUCGGAGUUAUGUUUUCUCCGGAAACAUUUGGAUCAAAUUCGGAGCAUUUUAAAUCCCCAAAGCUAUCGACGUUCCUGAAGCUGGCUCAUCUCCUCUGUUUCUCCACCGCCUGGGGUGCGGCUCUUUGGGUCACCUUUAUCGGUGGCAUCAUUAUGUUCAAGAAUCUUCCGAGGCAUCAGUUUGGUAAUCUACAAAGCAAGAUGUUUCCAGCGUAUUUUUCAAUGGUGGGAUUGUGUUGCGCCAUAUCCGUGGCGUCAUUUGCGUAUUUACAUCCAUGGAAGUCAUCAUCCACUGCUGAAAAGUAUCAGCUUGGAUUUCUACUCUCUGCUUUUGCUUUCAGUCUCACCAAUUUGUUUGUCUUUACUCCCAUGACAAUUGAGAUGAUGAAGCAAAGGCACAAAAUUGAGAGGGAAGAAAAAAUAGGCGACGAAAUUGGGUGGACAAAGAACAGGGAAGUUGCAAAGGUUAAUCCAAAGCUUGCAGCCAUGAACAAGAAAUUUGGGAUGAUUCAUGGGUUGUCAUCCCUUGCUAAUAUUAUGUCAUUUGGCAGCCUUGCCAUGCACUCAUGGUACUUAGCUGGGAAACUCAAUCUGUAAUUUGAGGUAUAUCAGCCUUUACAGGGAAAGUUGUGCUUUGGUUAUAGAUUAAAUUACUUAAAUGAGGACUGUUUGUGCAAAAUAUGUAUGAUUCACCUAUUUAUCAACUUACAAAAGAGGUCUCUCUGUUUACUUCAGAAUAAAAUUUUGAUAGAAUUAUGUGGAACAUUUGAAGCAUGUCAGUUCGCCUUGUUGGAUGUAUUAUGUAUGGGAAUCAACAGAAUAUGCAAAAUGGUACUGCCUCUGUUAUACUAAGGGGCCGUUUGGUUUCAA